Messenger RNA from Syzygium oleosum, 1495 nucleotides. RefSeq names its product probable cinnamyl alcohol dehydrogenase 1. The coding region runs from base 265 to 1350 and encodes 361 amino acids. Lineage: Eukaryota; Viridiplantae; Streptophyta; Magnoliopsida; Myrtales; Myrtaceae. The transcript has 6 exons. Gene Ontology annotation, molecular function: oxidoreductase activity, acting on the CH-OH group of donors, NAD or NADP as acceptor; zinc ion binding. The record is from RefSeq and is a predicted model, not a curated record.
GGUUGUGUGGACUUUUCUUGUCUACUUUGUGUAUGUUUCUCUCUGUAAGGAUAAAACGUCUAGGGUGACGCUUAAGUGGACGUCACCCUAUACGUUUUAUCCCAACCGGGAGUCGAACAAUAAAGAAUACAAAAGUAAUACACAUGCAGUAGGUGAUGCAUUUAUGAGUAUAGUGCAAGAAACCGGGAUGUAUAUAUUUCCCGGAACGCAAUAGAUUGUUAAACAUCUCUGCUAUUAACUCUUCAAAGGGAAAGACCGGAGAAAAUGAGUUCAGGCGAAGCGACGGGAAAGAACUGCCACGGAUGGGCGGCGAGAGACGACUCCGGAUUUCUCUCUCCUUACGAGUUCGAUCGCAGAGCGGUUGGAAGCGAGGAUGUCUCGGUGAAAAUUACUCAUUGUGGCAUUUGCUAUGCGGAUGUAGCGUACACUCGCAACAAAUUAAAGCACUCGGGAUAUCCCUUGGUCCCAGGAUAUAUGUUCAGGCAUGAGAUCGUGGGGAUCGUAACGGAAGUGGGUGGUAACGUUGGCAAGUUCAAGAUCGGAGACCAUGUGGGUGUCGGAACUUAUGUCGACUCAUGCAGAGAUUGCGAGAACUGUCAUGGUGGACUUGAAAUACAUUGUUCGAAAGGUGUUGUUUCUACAAUCGGUGGCACUUAUGAAGAUGGCAGCACUUGCAAGGGAGGAUACUCCCAGUUCAUAGUUGUUCACGAGAGGUAUUGCUACAAGAUACCUGACAAGUAUCCAUUAGCUCAAGCAGCACCGCUAUUGUGUGCUGGAAUCACAGUCUACACUCCGAUGAUCCGCCACAACAUGAAUCAGCCUGGAAAAUCAUUAGGAGUGAUUGGACUUGGUGGGCUCGGUCACAUGGCUGUGAAGUUCGCCAAGGCUUUUGGAUUGAACGUCACUGUUUUCAGCACAAGCAUUUCCAAGAAAGACGAUGCCUUGAAUCUGUUGAAAGCAGACAAGUUCGUGCUCUCGUCCGACACAGAACAAAUGAGCGCUCUGUCGAAAUCUCUAGACUUCAUAAUCGACACAGCAUCAGGAGAGCACCCAUUGGAUCUGUACAUGUCAUCGCUCAAGACAGGAGGAGUUUUGGCUUUGGUGGGCUUUCCAGGCGAGGAAUUGAAACUUAGUCCACUGAGUCUUCUCAUGGGAAUGAGGAGUAUUUCCGGAAGCGCAGUCGGCGGUACAAAGCGAACACAGGAGAUGCUCGAGUUUUGCGCCGAACAUGAGAUACAUCCAGAGAUUGAAGUAAUUCCUAUUCAGUAUGCGAAUGAAGCUCUUGAGAGGCUUCAAAAGAAUGACGUGAAGUACCGUUUUGUGAUAGACAUAAAGAACUCCUUAGAGUGAAUCCACUGACGAAGGAACUCCUAGAAGAUAUUGCGUGUUUAUUCUAUAAGAACUUCAACUUUAUGUUAGUGUCAACGACUCUCUUUAUGGAAUACAAUAAAUUAACGCAACAAUAAGAGGAAGGUAUGUUCUUCCUCCUUUUGAA